UAAGUAAAGUUUACGGGGGAUAGUGAGGAAAAUGUGCCUUGCACUUGUUCACCACAUUGUUUAUCAUUAAAGAUAAGUUUAUAUAUAUAUAUAGGUCAAGUUGCAAAUAUUUUGAAGGUCCUGCCCUUAAUUAUUUUCCUUAAUUAUAUACUCUACAACUGCACUCACCUAACAUGAAAUUCCAUAAGUACUUUUGUUUUAUAGGCUAGACACAUCCACCUCUCCAUGGAAAAAUCCUCCAUUACUAAAGUUCUUGAGCUCUGCAAAGUCUCUCCACCGCCCAAUUCAUCUCCACCAACUACUCUCCCUCUAACUUUCUUUGACAUCCCUUGGCUUUUUUUCUCUCCAUGCCAACCUCUCUUCUUCUAUGAAUACUCUCACUCCACCUCUCACUUCAUUUCCUCCACUCUUCCCAAUCUCAAGCUCUCUCUCUCUCUAGCUCUCAAGCAUUUCUUCCCUUUUCUUGGAAACCUUGUUGUUUCCUCAAAUGAUUCAAAUAUGCCCAAGAUUGUUUACAAUGAAGGUGACUGUGUUUCAUUUUCUGUUGCAGAAUCUAACGGUGAUUUCAGGUGUUUUACUAGUAAUCAUGGAAGAGAAGUGCAUGAGUUUUAUCCUCUCGUGCCUGAGUUGGCUACUAGUGGUGGAGCUAUUCCUUUACUUGCAGUGAAAGUUACAAUUUUUCCUCAUAUGGGUAUUUGCAUUGGGCUUGCUUAUCACCAUGUGGCUGCUGAUGGGAGGACAUUCAACAACUUCAUCAAGGCAUGGUCUUCACUUUGUGCAAAUUCUUGUUUCUUGAUCAAUUCCUUGCCAUCUUUUGAUAGGUCUGUGAUAAAAGAUUCACAUGGACUUGAAGAGAUUUUCUUGGAGGAACUAUGGAAGAUAAAAUCUUCACAGGAAAUGAUUAUUGGAACUGAAACCAAUGUAGAUUUGUCAAAUAUGGUUAGAUCCACAUUUGUAGUGAGUUCAUUAGAUAUGGAGAGGAUCAAGAAAUGGGUUAUUGGUCAAUGCAAGAAAAAGUCUCAGCCACAGCCUAUCCAUCUAUCACCAUAUGUAUUAACCUGUUCUUUUAUAUGGGUUUGUUUAGUGAAAACCCAAACCCAAACGAGUCAACCCGAAAAUCAUCACUAUUCCGAUGAUGAGCCAAAUUACUUUGGAUUUAUUGCAGGUGGUUUGACCCGGUUCGACUAUCCAGUACCCACAUCAUAUUUUGGUAAUUGUGUAGGAUUUGGUAGAUCAAUAGCAACUAGGGGAGAAUUGAAAGGAGAAGAUGGAAUCAUUGUGGCUGCAAAUGUGAUUGGAAACAUGAUCAAGAAAUUGGAUAAAGAGAUGUUGUUUGAAGCAGAAAGAUGGAUUUGGGAUUGGAAGAAAAUGUUUGAAUUAGAGGUUCAUGUUAUGAUUUUUGGAUCACCUAAAUUGGAUUUUUAUGAAACUGAUUUUGGGUGGGGGAGGCCUAAGAAGAUAGAGGAAAUUUCAAUUGAUAGGAGCAGAGCUAUUUCACUUACUGAAAGUAGAGAUUUUAAGGGUGGAAUUGAAGUUGGAAUAGCUCUGCCUAAGAAUCAAAUGGAAGUUUUUAGCUCAUUGUUUAUUGAAGGUCUUCAAAUUCUUCAAUAAUGGCAUCUUCUUUACAUCAGACAUCUUACUAUGUUUUGUAUACAAAACAAAACUCAAUUGUCUUGUGUUCUAUACUCUCUCAUAAUUCCAAUAUCACAAUAUUCAAUCAUUCAUCUUUAAAAUAGUAUUUUUGAGUGUAACAAUUAUUGCCCUCUAAAUUUAGUAUUCAUGGUUAAAUGGGUUUA
This is a messenger RNA of Manihot esculenta (cassava), 1796 nucleotides long. RefSeq names its product anthocyanin 5-aromatic acyltransferase. The transcript has a single exon. Bases 226 to 1611 code for a protein of 461 amino acids. NCBI's taxonomy places the organism in Eukaryota, Viridiplantae, Streptophyta, Magnoliopsida, Malpighiales, Euphorbiaceae. The record is from RefSeq and is a predicted model, not a curated record.